AUGCGGUUCUCUACCCUGUUCACCCUCGGCCUGGCCACCGUUGCCAUCGCCACCCCCACCAAGGUCCAGCGUGAUGUGGCCCCUGUCGAGAGCGUCAUCUCGGCCAUCGAGGACAAGACCGAUGCCCUGGGCUCUGCCAUCAACAGCUACAACGGCGGUGACACUAAGAGCGUCGAGUCCGCCUCCGCCGACCUGAUCUCCACUAUCAAGUCCGGUGUCUCGACCGUCAACAGCAACGGUGACCUGACCAGCACCGACGCCCUGGCCCUCACCAGCCCCGUCCAGGACCUCACCAAGAAGGUUGAGGCCACCGUCGACAGCAUCAUCAGCAAGAAGUCCGCCUUCGUUGGCGCCGGCGCUGGUGGCACCGUCCUCGAGUCCCUCAAGGCUCAGUACUCCGCCGCUCAGAGCCUCGCCGAUGCCAUCUCCUCCAAGGUCCCCUCGUCUCUCUCGGACCUCGCUGCCCAGCUCUCCUCCGGCAUCACCAAGGCCAUCCAGAAGGGCAUUGACGCCUACAAGGAUGCCGGCUCUUCCUCUUCCACCACCUCCCAGGGAUCCUCUGCCUCCACCACCGGCGGUGCCUCCACCACUGGCGGUGCCUCUACCACUGGCGGCUCCUCGGCCACCACCACUGCUGGCCCUACCACCACCUCUACCCCUGUGAUCCCCACCGGUGGCUCUUCCGGCAGCUCCUCCGCUGUCCCCUCCUCCUCCGGCGCCACCGGCACCACCUCCGCUCCUCUGCCCACCUUCACCGGUGCGGCUAGCAAGGCCGGCUACUCCCUCGGCGGUGCUCUUGCCGCUGCCGCCCUCGUUGCUGCUUUCUAA
This is a messenger RNA of Aspergillus terreus NIH2624, 828 nucleotides long. Its product is annotated as cell wall mannoprotein 1 family protein. Bases 1 to 828 code for a protein of 275 amino acids. The transcript has a single exon. NCBI's taxonomy places the organism in Eukaryota, Fungi, Ascomycota, Eurotiomycetes, Eurotiales, Aspergillaceae. Gene Ontology annotation, cellular component: extracellular region. The record is from RefSeq and is a predicted model, not a curated record.